This is a messenger RNA of Aplysia californica (California sea hare), 3089 nucleotides long. RefSeq names its product IQ motif and ankyrin repeat domain-containing protein 1. Lineage: Eukaryota; Metazoa; Mollusca; Gastropoda; Aplysiida; Aplysiidae. Gene Ontology annotation, molecular function: protein binding. The coding region runs from base 241 to 2085 and encodes 614 amino acids. The transcript has 14 exons. Gene Ontology annotation, cellular component: nucleus; cytoplasm. Gene Ontology annotation, biological process: regulation of barbed-end actin filament capping. The record is from RefSeq and is a predicted model, not a curated record.
AGUUCAAAGCCUAGGCACAGGCCAAUGUAGGCCAACCUGACUUCAUUGGCCUAUUAUACUUAUCAAGUUGUUUUCCUUUAUCUACCAGUUGCUAUAGAAACGAAUCGGGAAACCACAUCCAAGAGUUCAAGAAACUUUCAGUAUAAAACAACAAUCAAAAAUCAUAAUACAUUUUUUCCAAAUUGGAAUAAACAUUCUACUCAUUGAAAAGUAAUAAAUAAAGUAAUAAAUAAUAUAAUAAUGUCGUAUUUCUGGAAGGAGAGAUACAUUCGGUGCGGUAUGAGUAUGUUUACAAAUGUCUGCUGCCUGCAGCAACACUUGAGAGAGAAUCGUAACAAAUCGGUAUUUUCGACCAUGCCGCCGAAAAAAGCGGCCCCAGCUCCAGUGAAAGCGACUGGAUCGCGCACUUCAACGGUCUCAAAGCCCAAAGCAACUCCUGCUGCACGGGGUGGCAAGACAACUGCAACAAAAAAGCCUUCGAUAACCACAAAACCAGCAGGGAAAACUGAUAAACCUGCUGAACCAAAAAAGAAAGCAUGGACACCUCAAGAUGAAGCGGCUCGGAAAAUCCAGACAAAAGCACGUCAGUUUCUUGCGAAGAAAGAAAUUGAGAAAAAAAAGAAAGAGAAACAAGAUUAUGAGGAUCUUAUGGACAAGCUUGAAAAAGAGGCAUUCAUCCACAUGGUGAAAAUGCAACAAGAAGAAGCUGAAAGAAAAGCUCAGAAAGAAGACGAGGAAAGAAAAAGGAGACAGCAAGAAAUAAAAAGGAGGAAAAGAAUGCUUGAAGCGGCUUAUGAUGGCGAUCUGGAUAUCAUGAAAGAAGUCCUGAAAGAGGUUUCAGAUAUAGACACAAAGAAUGGAAUUGGAAAUGAUGUGAUUGGAAGAUCGUUGAGAACCAAACAUCUAAUGGCUGUCAUAGACUGUGAGGACGCUAAUGGGAACACUCCCCUCUCUGAAGCUGCAAAUGGUGGAAGUGCAGAGGCCAUCAGGUUUCUGUUGGAAAAGGGAGCAGAGCCAAACUCUCAGGGUCAGUUCUUGAGGACUCCUCUGUACCGCUCGGCUUUUAUUGGGAGCUUGGAGGCCACGCAGGUGCUUCUGGAGAAUGGAGCUGACCCCAGAAUAUGUGCCUCUGACAGUCAGACUCCUCUUGAGGUGGCUUCCACCGAGGGUGUGCGUCAGGUGUUAGAGAACUGGGACGUGUCUCAGACAGAAGUGCUGCAGAAGAAGAUUGAGGAGGCCAAGGAGAAACGAGCAGAGGAAGACAGACAGAGGAGAGACGCAGAGACAAGCAAAAUGGAAGAUGUUUUAGCCGAGGCAGAGAAAGAUUACCAGACGAAACAGAAACAGCUGAACCAUGCCUACUGUGAGCUGAACAAGAGAAUCACUGAGCACGACACGUGUGUGGGACAAGGGUUUGAUCGGCCGGAGCUCACACUGCAGACUAUACAUGAUCAAGAGCUUGAGGUGGAGACCUUGAAGAUUGACGUGGCCAAGGCGAGAGACAAUUUGGCAAAGGCCAGACUCAUGCUCCGAGAGUCGAUGGCCGCUGAAGAUGAAGAAGUUGAGGAUCAGUUGCCGGGCCUCAAGAUACUGGUCAAAGAUCUCGAUGAGGUUUUGUUCCGAGACGUUGGCAACAGGAUUAAAGAUUCAGGAAAAUGGCCUCUAUUGAUUGAUCCAUCCGGCCAGGCUUCCACUUUCCUUCGAUAUCGCGACACAAACUGUGUCAAUGCGCUUCGGCCAGCGGACAUGGAGAACAACAACGUGAGACGCAGCCUGCUGGGUGCUAUCAGAUUUGGCAAACCGUUUGUGGUGGACAUGAUGGAGGUAGACAUGUUUCAGACAUGUUGUGAUCGCUUUGAAGAGAUUCAACCUGGACUCAUGGCAGCCAUCUUGGACAAGUCCAUUUUGGAGGAGGAAAAGUACGUGAAGCUCAUCAAGAAAGAAGAUGGGCCCGAAUAUGAAAGGACAAAGUUCAACGACAUGAGGCUGGCAAAUUUCAAGUUUAUGUUGGUGACAAAAAAUCCAUUCCCGAGUGAGAAGUUGCUGAAUGACUUGUACGUGAUCAGAAUUUCUCUUCCAGAUUAAUUCACAACAUGAGUUUAUUUUCUGGCGCGAAAGUUGCUCAUUCCAACGCGCACACAUUGUGUGCUGUGUGUAGUAAAUAUCUCUCUUUGGUGAUGAACUUUUUUUCUCCAUGAUUAAAUUUGAAACUUGAGAAAAUGUCAAAUACUAAUUGCAAUAAUUUCUUUUUGGGGGGAAUUUGAACACAACGGAUGCUUUUUCAGAAAAGGCUCAUAUACAAACGAAUUGAAAAAAACGCACCACAUGAAUGAAGUCUUGUGUUUAGAUCAUCAUCAUUGAAUACGACCAUUGUUGUCUGUGAGUCAUUCGAAAUGAUUUCUAUACAUUGUCAAACUGUUUUAUUGAUAAAUAAUUAUUGUGUAAAUGAUUUGUUCAUCAAGCAGUACACAUGCAUCAAUUAAUUUAGGCUCAAAAUUUCUGCGUUGGAUUUGUUCUUUACAUUUGCAAUAUAAUGUCAAAUUCCUGAAAGGCCAAAUAUUACAGGGCAUGCUUACAUUCUUUGAAUGUGUUGACGUCAUCAGCAUCAUGUUCUAAUCUUUGAGUAGCUCCUUAUGUUUUUAACACUUUUUUUCUUUAUUAUGUUACUGCUGUAAGAGCCUGUGAUAUUGGAGCUGUUUUACUAUGAUAAUUUGCUAUUCUUGAAAAUGUCAUAUUACAUCCCAGCAAUAUUUCCAACCUGUAUUCAUCCCGUCCACAAUUUAUUUACAGAAAUGUGUGUGUGUGUGUAUCUUUACACAAAAGAUUACCAAAGAUAUUAUAUAAUAGUUAUGAUAAUUGAUAAUAAUUGCAUUUAUAUAGCAUAUAUCCUCACUCUACAGCAAGCUCUAUGUGCUUUACAAUUAUUAUUACCCCAGCAGACCCAAGCACACUUAAAAACAUUCUCGGCUUCUUGAGAAGCAUACAGUGCAAGCUGGAGAUUACACGUGCUGAGACACUAACAAACUGACAAGAUAUUUUGCUGUCCAUGGUAUUAUAAGUGGUUGAAAAUACAGAGGAUACAAAAUCUG